AUGCCGUCCCGUGUGGAGGACUACGAGGUGCUGUACACUAUCGGCUCUGGCUCCUAUGGAAGAUGCCAGAAAAUAAGACGAAAAACUGACGGGAAAAUCCUUGUGUGGAAGGAGCUGGACUAUGGCACCAUGGCCGAGAGCGAGAAGCAGAUGCUGGUGUCAGAGGUGAACCUCCUGAGGGAGCUCAAGCACCCAAACAUAGUGCGGUACUACGACCGCAUCAUAGACAGGACCAACACCACGCUGUACAUUGUCAUGGAAUAUUGUGAAGGUGGGGACCUGUCCAGUCUCAUCAGCCGCUGCAUCAAGGAAAGGCGUUAUUUGGAGGAGCAGUUAAUUCUGCGAGUCAUGGCUCAGCUCACAUUAGCCCUGAAGGAGUGUCACAGGCGGAGUGACGGCAGGGCCACAGUUCUUCAUCGGGACCUGAAACCAGCCAACAUUUUUCUUGACAUCAAACAGAAUGUCAAGCUUGGCGACUUCGGCCUCGCGAGGAUCCUGAACCAUGACACCAGCUUUGCAAAGACAUUUGUUGGGACACCGUACUACAUGUCUCCAGAACAAAUAAACAGGAUGUCUUACAACGAAAAGUCUGAUAUCUGGUCACUGGGAUGUUUGCUGUAUGAACUUUGUGCAUUAUCGCCUCCAUUUACUGCUUACAACCAGAGAGAGCUGGCAGAAAAGAUCAGGGAGGGGAAGUUCAGAAGAAUCCCCUACCGGUACUCUGAGGGACUGAACACCCUACUCAGCAAAAUGCUCAACCUAAAGGACUAUCUGAGGCCUUCUGUGGAGUCUAUUCUCCAGAGCAGCCUGUUGAGGGAUGCGGUUGCCGAGGAGCAGAGGAGGGCACAGCUGCGGCCCCGAAGGAGAUCGGCGGGCUCCGACUGUCCCGUCCACAAACCGGCUGAACCGGUGCCUUCCUCGGCCGCAGAGCUCAGACUGAAAGAACAGGCGCUGCGGGACAGAGAACAGGCUCUGAAGGAACGUGAGGAAAGGCUGGAGAAAAGGGAGCAGGAGCUGUGUGUUCGUGAAAGACUGUCAGACGAGAAGCUUGCACGAGCUGAGAGUUUGCUGAAGAAUUGCAGCCGCCUACAGCAGCACAGGGACCUGGCACCGCUCAUAGAUGUGGAGAGCCUGUCACCUGGCAAGAAGAAAGUCCACUUUGCUGGUGAGAGCAAAGAGAACCAGCGGCCCGAUAGUCAUCAGAGCGUGACGUCACAGGAGCUGAUGUUGAGGAGGCUGCAAGCGGCCAGUCGGCGCGCCCAAACACUGAACGAAGUGGAGAAGAUCUGCCAGUUGAAGAGCAGGCAGUUCCUGGGCAUUCGCUGAUCCAGCAGAUGUUACUGACUUAUGACUGAAUGUGGAAACUUCUGAUAGCUUCGAGUCACAGCAGCUGGAUGUAAAUUAAUAUUUAUUUAUAUGAUAGUUGAGUAGCUGUAAAGCCCAAUAGCUCAACCAAAUGUAUCGUCGUGUCUGUGGCAUAUAAAGCUGUGUAGUGGCACAUUUUAAUUAGCUGGACAGUUUGAUGAGUGUAUGUGUGGAUGUUACAGGCAGCUAUUGCGAUUGUCAUUGUACUGUAUAUUCUUGCUAUAUUUAUUGUGAGUUUCUUUCACAGAUUAUAUGGCAGUAGACAUAAAAGGUCAGAUCCUAUGAUGAUUCAUUUGUAUAAGAAGAGAUAGCAGUAUAUAUGAAGAAUAACUCCUGUACCUGUGAUGACAAUGAGCAUAUAAACAAUCUAGAAAGAAACUGCUAGUAGCAAUAAAUGUAAUAAAAAUACAAGAUGUGUUAUUGUUA
Molecule: messenger RNA, 1791 nt
Organism: Stegastes partitus (bicolor damselfish)
Lineage: Eukaryota; Metazoa; Chordata; Actinopteri; Pomacentridae
Gene: nek2
Product: NIMA-related kinase 2
Exons: 9
Coding region: 1-1326 (441 amino acids)
Biological process (GO): protein phosphorylation
Molecular function (GO): ATP binding; protein kinase activity
Source: RefSeq, a predicted model, not a curated record